GCAGCCUCGUUUCUGUGAACCAUGUGACGUGUGUUUACAUCCUCUCAGCUGUUCCUGGAGAAAAACAGCGCUGGCUGUUCAACGCCAAGAAAAUAUAUACAUAACUCAACAGUGCGCUCAAAAACACCAACUCUAAUGUGCAUCCAGUGUGUUUGGCUAGUGCAAAGCCUGAGAUUGAUUCAUGGCUUUAUAAAGAUCUUGCCAGAGCUGAGAAUGGUCUGAGGUGAUUUGUGUGGGACAGACAUCACGACUGGGCAUCCCUGUGGAGAACCGUUCCAGCACUUUCAUCUGGAUGUGAGGACCGGUCUAGUUACCCGUCUCUCACCUCCUCUGCAUUUUUUUUUUUUUUUUGGUUUCUUUUUUUUUUUUUUCUUGUUGGCUGUAAGAGGGGAACAUGGGGGGAGCAGUCAGUGCUGGCGAGGAUAACGACGAUUUGAUAGACAACCUGAAGGAAGCCCAGUACAUCCGCACAGACCGUGUCGAGCAGGCCUUUAGGGCCAUAGACCGUGGAGAUUACUACCUGGAGGGCUACAGAGAAAAUGCCUACAAGGAUCUGGCAUGGAAGCACGGGAAUAUACACCUCUCAGCACCGUGUAUCUACUCCGAGGUGAUGGAAGCCCUGAAACUCCAGCAGGGUUUGUCUUUCCUUAACCUUGGCAGUGGCACAGGAUACCUGAGCACCAUGGUGGGCCUGAUCAUAGGUCCGUUUGGAGUAAAUCAUGGCGUUGAGCUCCAUAAGGAUGUUGUGGAGUAUGCAAAAGAAAGACUCGAUGACUUCAUUAAACACAGCGACAGCUUUGACAGGUUUGAGUUUUGCGAACCACACUUUGUCGUGGGGAACUGUCUGGAGAUUUCGUCAGACAGUCACCAGUAUGACCGCAUAUACUGCGGAGCUGGAGUUCAGAAGGACCAUGAGAACUAUAUGAAAAUCCUGCUGAAAGUCGGAGGAAUUUUGGUCAUGCCAAUAGAGGAUCAGCUGACUCAGAUAACUAGAACUGGUCAGAGCUCCUGGGAGAGUAAGAAUAUCCUGGCGGUGUCAUUUGCUCCUCUUGUUCAGCAGAACAGGACAGAAGGCUGCAAGGCUGAAGCUGUGGUACUCCCGGCUCUGACCGUGAGGAGUCUUCAGGACCUGGCGCGGAUCUACAUCCGCCGAACCCUCCGCAACCUGACCAACGACGAGAACCCCGGCCGCAACAACAUGCAAAGAGCGUCCCAGAAGCGCAAGCGCAGACGCUGCCGCCGCCGUCGCCGCAUCAACACCUACGUGUUCGUCGGGAACCAGCUGAUUCCUCAACCCAUGGACAGCGAGGAGGACGAAUGCAUCGAGGAGGAGAGCAAAGAGGAGGAGCAGGAGAAAGACAUUGAGCCGAUCAAACCCGAGGAACCGCAGGUCAACCAUCUGAGAGACAAAAUCUUGAGUCUGCCGCUGCCUGAGUCGCUGAAGUCGUACCUGCUGUACUACCGCGAGAAAUAACACGGUGCACGAGCGCUCGUCCCGUCUAAGCAUUAAUCAACGGUGGUGGUGGUUUCCUUCUCAGACUACUUCUGACCCUGAAUUUCAUAGUUGUUUUUUUGAUAAUGUAGCAUAAUUUAAACAUUUAAAUGGGGUUGGGCUGCGUUUCCAAGAGACUUGAUUUGAUUGUGCUUGCUGUGUUUGUUCUAAUGACUCAUAACGUUGUAAUAUUCACAUUUUUGAAUGUGAUUUUUCACUACAGAGGAGGAACUUGGUGGUUUGGAAGCUUCUUGCUCACCUUGUUUGUAUUCAGAAGAGUUUGAUAAAUAUGACGGAAGAAUUGAUGAAGCUAUUUUUCACAGGCUUGUAUUGUAAGACCAGUAAUGACAGUUUUCUUUCUUUUUUUUUUUAAUUGUAGAGAGAAUGAAAAACUCAAGUCAUUAUUUUGGGAUUGAUUUUUGCCUUCUUUGAUUCUCCGAACCUUCUGGAGUUUUCGCUGUUUGUGAUGCUAAUGCUUUCGGUAUCUCUUUGGACUGUUUUAGUGAAGUUCCAUCUAGAGAAGAUUGUUUUGGCCUGUGUUUUGCAUUUCAACUUUUUUUUUUACAUUCUAGUCACAUUUGUAAGUACAGAUAUUGAACGCUCUUAAUAGAUGAUGUAAUUUUUUUGGUUGUUCCUUUCGUCUGCGAGUCGUCCUGAAGACCUAACGCUCCACUUUCUGCUUGUGAUCAUAAAAUGUAAGAGACGUCACUGUUUGUGUCGGUUUGUAAUCGGUGAUUUCACACUGUCGUAACAACUUGUUUGCAAUAUAUUGUCAGCAUAAGAAAUCUGUGGCUUAAUUUCACUUAUUCAGUUGAUUGUUAAUGAUUUUGUUACACUGAAAUGGAAUCUUAAUAGAAUUUACAUUUGUCAAAGUUUGUCACAUUUCCCAAAAAUACAGAUUGAGAUAUUGAAAAAACACCCAAAAUAUUGUCUAUAAAUCAGAUAUACAGUUCUACUCAUGUUUAGAAUCUGCAAAAUUUCUUUUUUUUAAUUAAAAUAUAUAAAAUAUUAAAAAUAAGAUCAUAAAAUGUUUUUAAGUACAGCUCUGAAGAAGCUAAAACAACUUAAUAUGCAAUAUAAACUUAAAAAUUACUUAAUUUACACUAUUCAGUAGAUGCGUUUACAUUUCUUAAUAUUGUGUUUAUGGUUGUGCAGUUCGUCCCACAAAAGUCCUCCUGGUCCUGUAUGCUCUUUGGUUUCCCAGCAUGCUCUGCACAUUUGAGUUCUCCCCCACAAUGGCUAUAGGAUGUUGAGAUCCUGCUGAGGGCGAUUGUGGGACUGACAAAACCAUCAUAAAGUCAUUGACACUCAUGGAGGCACAUGAUGUUGAGAACUAUGUAAACUAAAGUUAUUUUGUCUUCUGACAUAUAUAUAAAUAUCUAUUGUGCAGCUUCUUCAGGGCGGUACUGAAUAUUAUUAUAAUUUUUUUUUUUUUUGGUACCCAAAACAACUCCAUGAAAUGGCCUUAUAAACACAGGUAUCUUUCGCCUGUUGAUGUAUUUUGCUUUGAUACAGGACAUUAGGUUAAAUAGCUUUUGUUAUGCCACAGCUAUGAACCAAGCUAAAAAUAUGGAUACACCCCUGAGUAAUCAAUAUUUUGGUUCGUUUUCCUGAAAGAAAAUGACUAUUAAUUUGGUCAUUUUUUAGACGCACACUUGCAUAAAGCAAUGUUUUUUAAGCACCUUAAGUCAUUGCUUAUCUUCUAUUAUUUAUGAAAUGAUGGUAACAGGGAACUAGAAUGUAAAGAUAUUAACCAAAAUGAUUAUUUCAUAUUUGUCCUUAAAGGUUAAGGUACAGAUAAACACCAGCACAAAUGUUGUCAAACGAUGUUCUUUUCAAUUCAGCAUUUAUAUUCAAAAUGACUCAAAAACUCAUAAAAAGAGAGAGGUUCAUGUGUUUUGUUCUUGGAUUACACAUUUAAGUGUAAUACAUUAUUAAAUAUAAAGUCUUACUACUAGGUUACGUUUCCCUCAUGAAAAUAAAGAACCAUUAUGACUGUUUUCGGUCAACUCAUGAAAAUGCUCAAACUGUUUGAGAUAUUGAGAGAACAAAUCAUAAGCCAUGCAGAUUCAACAUGAGUUCUGAGUCCUGAGAGGAUCUUGUAACAAUUUUCAGCAUUUUUUUUUUUUCAUAUUGCAUAACUAAAAACGGAAAACUUUUUAUGUGUUUUUGGACGUUCAUUUACACGACAACGCCAUUUUGAGGGCCUGAAAACGCAAACUUUUGAAAUCGGAUUUCAAAGUGCAAGUUUUUGAAAACUAUACCGUUAUAUUCUCAGUGUAAACUACAAAAACGCAAAUUUGUAAAAAAAUAAAAUAAAAUAAAUAAAAAAAUAAAUAAAUAAAAUAAAUAAAUAAAAGGGGGGCGUCAUGCGCAUGCGUAUUACAUGUUCAGUCAAUAGGCGCGUAGCAUAUCUUUACCAAGAGACAUCGCUAACUACUGGCCUGGGAGCAGAAUACAGCGUUUUUAAUUGUUUUCGUGGAUCCCUGUGAACGGGAUCGUUUUGACAAAGUUGUUUUCGUCUGUACGCGAAAAAAUGUUUCCGUUUUUAGUACAUCGUUGUCGUGUAAACGUACCUUAAAAUGUUUAAACCGGACCAUGUCUCAAGGUAAGAGGAGCCUGGUGAAUCUGUCCGUUGAGUUUGUGGUUGUUAAAAGGUUGUAAGAACGUUCCAUGAGGUCUAAUUCCACAGCAUGUCUUACAGACGGUCCCUGUCGAGACACACGAGUGUCUUCUUUUUCAAGUGUAUCACUGACUGUAAUUUGAUGCUUUGUUUCUCAACCAUCUUUUCAUUAAAUAUAUUUAUAGCCAA
This is a messenger RNA of Ctenopharyngodon idella (grass carp), 4304 nucleotides long. RefSeq names its product protein-L-isoaspartate (D-aspartate) O-methyltransferase domain containing 1 (gene pcmtd1). Gene Ontology annotation, biological process: protein modification process. The coding region runs from base 395 to 1474 and encodes 359 amino acids. Gene Ontology annotation, cellular component: cytoplasm. Gene Ontology annotation, molecular function: protein-L-isoaspartate (D-aspartate) O-methyltransferase activity. The transcript has 6 exons. Lineage: Eukaryota; Metazoa; Chordata; Actinopteri; Cypriniformes; Xenocyprididae. The record is from RefSeq and is a predicted model, not a curated record.